Messenger RNA from Arabidopsis thaliana (thale cress), 2702 nucleotides. Its product is annotated as ELKS/Rab6-interacting/CAST family protein. Lineage: Eukaryota; Viridiplantae; Streptophyta; Magnoliopsida; Brassicales; Brassicaceae. The record is from RefSeq and is marked reviewed. The transcript has 9 exons. Bases 227 to 1897 code for a protein of 556 amino acids.
GUUUCGUCUGAUAUUAUUUUUCUUCUUCUCCGAGAAACAAACCCUUUAAUUUACUGUUGUUUCUCACAAUUCUCAAAAAUCUCUCAUCCGAAUUGCGCCUUUUCCGCUUCCUUUUGCUCUGUCAAAUCUCUCAACCGGAAAAAUCUCGGGAAGGUUCGUCUGAUCCAAUUCUGAAGAUUUUGAAAAACCCACCGAGAACUUCGAGAUUUAAUUGAAUUUUUCACUGAUGGGUUACAAAGCAGUUUACCGAUCUCUCACGGAAUUGUUUCCACAGAUUGAUGCAAGGCUUUUAAAAGCUGUUGCUAUUGAGCACCCAAAGGAUGUUAAUGAAGCUGCAGCUGUAGUUGUUUCAGAGAUUGUUCCUUUCUUUUACCCUAAUUUGGCUGAUAGUUCUACUCAACCUGAGAACAAGACACCCGGAAAUGUGCCUACCGAAGUUGAAAAUGCAGUAGAACGUGAUAUGCCAUUCAGUGUGUUGUCUGGUUCAGAGAUGGGUGGUUCAUAUUCAGGAUCUGCCUCUAUGGCUUUUGAAUAUCAUGAAACAAGGGCCCCAGUUACUGAAUCGGUUUCUAAGAGGAAUCAGUUGACACAUGUUAUGCCAAAUGUUGUUGUUGAUAUUCAGAGAAAAGGUAAGAUCGGGUUGAGCGGAUCGGAUGAGUCUGGAGUGGUUUCCUCAGAACCCCCUGUCUCCUGUCAGGCAGGAGCCAAAUCGACUGGCGAUGAUUGGCAAGGUGUUGAGUUUCACAGUACAGGUAAUCAAGCAGAAGCUAGCACAAGCGCAGAUUCAGAAGAUGCUGUGCAUAAGCUGGUUUAUCCUGCAGACAAUUUGGCAAUUACACAGAACUCACAUCCUCUUCAAAUUAGAUUUGGGAGUAUCGAUGUUGUGAACGAGACAUCAAGUGGUUCGUUGGCUGUUGAAAAUAGUGAUGCCGAGUUGAGUGGUUCAAAUCUUGUGGAUGAGAUAUCAAAGGGCUCUUUGGCCGAUGAAAAUGGUGAUCCAGAGCUGGAUGGUGCUGUUAGCUCUGUUGGUAACAGAUCAACCCAGGGAUGCAACAUGGUCCACCUUGAACAGAUCAUUGAAGAUGCCAAAAGUAACAAGAGAACCUUGUUCACUGUGAUGGAGUCGAUUAUGAAUCUGAUGAGAGAAGUUGAACUUCAAGAGAAGGAGGCAGAAAAGGCAAAGGAAGAUGCUAGUAUAGGAGGCUUUGAUACUCUUGACAAGGUGGAGGAGCUGAAGAAGAUGCUGGAACAUGCGAAGGAGGCAAAUGACAUGGCUGCUGGAGAAGUUUAUGGGGAGAGGUCAAUUUUGACCACUGAAGUUAAUGAGCUUGAAAAUCGCUUGAUCAGCUUAUCAGAAGAACGAGACAACUCUCUCUCUGUUCUUGAUGAGAUGCGUGUAGAUCUUGAAAUAAGACUAGCGACAGCUUUGGGGAUAAAAAAUGCUGCUGAGCAAGAAAAACAGGAAAAAGAAGGGUCUGCACGCAAGGCAUUUGCUGAACAAGAAGCGAUCAUGGAGAGAGUUGUCCAAGAAUCCAAGCUUCUACAGCAGGAGGCAGAGGAAAACUCCAAGCUGCGAGAGUUCCUUAUGGAUCAUGGUCGAAUUGUUGAUUCCUUACAAGGAGAAAUCUCUGUGAUCUGUCAAGACAUCCGACACUUGAAAGAGAAAUUCGACAACCGAGUGCCAUUGAGCCAAUCAAUCUCCUCAAGCCAGACUAGCUGUAAACUGGCUUCUUCCGCCUCAUCCAUGAAGAGCUUAUUGACGGAGAAGCCUUUGGAAGCAUCUUAUGAAACACCUGAAGCCUCGAGCAAUAACAAGAGCCCAAAAGCUUCUGUUAAUGAACGUAAGGAGCUUCUGGAUGACGGCUGGGACUUCUUUGACAAAGAGACAGAGCUCUAAGUGUCUUCUUUUCAGUAGAUUAUCGGUGCUAGAAUAAAAGAGAUAUGAAGGGAUUCUGGGUUCUGCUCUAUGUAGAGUAAAGCUUGGAUCUUUGAUCUAAUCUACCGUUAGUAUAAAACAUCUAUUGAGCUCUCUUUUAUUUUUCUUCUCAGUGUAUAGUUUGCUUAUUGUUUUUUUGGUGUUUUUUUCCACCUCUUUGUGGUACUGACAUAAACAAAGACUAUCGUUUUGUCAUAGAAUUUUGAGAUUUUGAAGAAAAGUUGGAUAAUUUAGUAUACUUUUUAACUGACUUUAUAAAACGAAUUAGCUUCAAUUAGAGCUUCACAAUUCUCGGAUUUUACUGAAUGACAAGUUAACAAUUUAAGCUAGAAAAAAAUAUGCUCUAAGCCUGGACAUGUUGUUAGUCAUGGCCAGCGUAUGUGUACAUUAGGUAAAUGAAAACAAAAACAAAAACUUUGAAGGUUUCUGUUAAGAAAGGAACUAAUUUAGCAAUAAGAGACAUGAUAUUACAAGCUCAACACUGUCGCUAUAUCUACCAGAAGCCAACAAAUCUUCCAGUGCGUACCAUUGGAGCCACUUUUCAGGCUCAUUAGACAAAAGUAGCACAUAUAAUGUAAAGACGAAACGAUGAUAAAGAGACUCACAAGGACAUAAUUCCAAUACAGAAGAAGUUUGAUGUCAUUACUCAUUAGAAAGAAAGGUAUAACACAGGAACGGAAACAUAGUUGAACAAUUAUUCAUCAGGGGCUUUACAAGGCCCCAAAACACAAACCACCAAAGUUUUAAAUGAAACGAGACAUGAACU